AUGAGCAACAUAGCCACCAAGCGCAUAAAGCGAGAGUUCCUCGAAUUGCAGAGUGAAGACGGCAAACUCUUUCACAUUGAAACGGUGAACAGCAACGUCCUCGAUCUCAGAGGGUACAUCAUCGGCCCGGUGGAUACGCCAUUCGCUGGCGGCGUCUUCAACGUUGAAGUCAAAAUUCCUGAGACGUAUCCCUUCAACCCGCCUAAAGUUCGGUUCACCACCAGAAUAUGGCAUCCCAACAUCUCUUCUGUCACUGGGGCAAUUUGUUUAGACAUUCUAAAGGAGAAUUGGGCUGCAGCACUGACCUUGCGUACCGUUUUGCUCAGCAUUCAGGCGCUACUCGCCUCUCCCGAACCAGACGAUCCCCAGGACGCCGUCGUCGCUCGACAGUUCAAAGAUCACCCUGAUGUGUAUCGCCAAACGGCCAGCUACUGGACGGCAUACUUUGCAACGCCCGAUGCAACCAAGGCGGACAAAAAGCGCUCUUAUGAAGCUUACGAAAGCAGCAUCGGCAAACUGAUGGAGGUGAUGCAAAUCGACAAGCCAACUGCCAUCUCUGCCCUCUCUACCGCCAACUGGAACAUCGAUGCUGCAGUGCAGAACUUGCACUAA
This is a messenger RNA of Rhagoletis zephyria (snowberry fruit fly), 612 nucleotides long. NCBI's taxonomy places the organism in Eukaryota, Metazoa, Arthropoda, Insecta, Diptera, Tephritidae. The record is from RefSeq and is a predicted model, not a curated record.